AUGUCGACGCCUCAGACUGAUCCCGAAGCUGACGCGACAGUGUGCUGCGGCGGCGCCCCCGCCUUCUCGGACCUGAGGCGGCCGAUCGAAGUGCGCGACUUGGCUUAUGGCGGCUCUGGUAGCAAUCUGUUCUGGUCUUGGCCGUUCUUCGGACCGCUGCUUGUCGACAACGAGACCAGCGACACUCGCGAUCAUUGCGCCAACGAACGAACCUUCCUCUCGUACUUGCGCCUGUCCGUCUACAUGGCCAUCGUCGCCAUUGCCAUCGUCUUAUCCUUCCAUCUCAAAACACGACCGUCUAAGCUCGAGUUACAGAUGGCCCAGCCGCUCGGUAUAAUCUUUUGGCUCUUGUCCCUCGCCUGCCUAAUCCUCGGCUUCGGCAAUUAUAUCAAAACUUUAGACAAGUAUAGUAGAAAGGUGGCUAUAGUCCAGACAGGUUGGAGGACGCAAUCGAUCAUGUCUCUCAUUUCCCUAUCCAUCGUGGGCACUUGCGUGAUACUGUUGGUAAUUGCCAAAGUAGAAGCGGGGCAUUAA
Messenger RNA from Durotheca rogersii, 534 nucleotides. RefSeq lists its product as uncharacterized. The record is from RefSeq and is a predicted model, not a curated record. NCBI's taxonomy places the organism in Eukaryota, Fungi, Ascomycota, Sordariomycetes, Xylariales, Xylariaceae. The coding region runs from base 1 to 534 and encodes 177 amino acids. The transcript has 4 exons.